AUGUUUUGGACACUUGCAGCAAUUAGUAUUCGGCGAACUUGGAAACGUUUAUUAGAUGGCGAAUGUGGUAUUGUGAAUGUUAAUCAUCGCGAUAAGCGCUUUGAGGAACAGCCUUGUCAGAUAGCUGCUGUUGUGCCGCAGGGUAAGAAGGAUGAUGGGUGUUGGACAGCUUCGGAAUGGUUGAGUCGUGGUGAGGAGCGUAAAAUGGCCAAGUUCGCUCAGUAUGCUAUGGCUGCAACGGAAGAGGCUCUUGAAGAUGCGGGUUGGAAACCGACUGAGUUUGAGCAGCGAGAGGCCACUGGUAUUUGUCUUGGCUCGGGGAUAGGCAACUUUGAUGAGGUCUAUGACACAGUCGUCGCCUAUGAUAGAGGCGGAUAUAAAAAAGUGAGCCCGCUCUUCGUACCAAAGUUGUUAAUCAACCUUGGAGCUGGUCAUAUCUCUAUGAAAUAUGGAUUUAUGGGACCAAAUCACGCAGCAACCACUGCCUGUACCACUGGAGCUCAUUCCAUCGGCGACGCAGCGAGAUUCAUUGCAUUCGGUGAUGCCGACGUGAUGGUUGCAGGCGGAGCUGAAUCCUGCAUCCACCCUCUUGCAAUUGGUGGCUUUGCAAGAGCACGCAGUCUAGCCACCGACUUCAACGACAAUCCCACUGUUGCAUCUCGACCAUUUGAUGCCGACAGAAAGGGGUUUGUCGUCGGCGAAGGCGCAGCUGUACUUAUCCUCGAGGAACUGGAACAUGCACGCGCACGAGGUGCACGUAUCUACGCCGAAGUCAAAGGAUAUGCCAACUCAAGUGAUGCGCACCAUAUGACAGCACCGAAAGAAAAUGGCGAGGGUGCAUACAUGGCUAUGAAAAAGGCUCUUAAGCAAGCAAAGCUGCCUCCUUCGGCUGUUGACUAUGUAAACGCACACGCUACAUCGACUAUUGUCGGCGAUGCGGCUGAAAAUGCAGCGAUCAAGUCUCUUCUUCUUGGUCCGGACGGUAAGAAAAAGCCUGAAGAUGUGAACAUUAGUAGCACUAAGGGCGCGGUUGGACAUCUUCUCGGCGGCGCUGGCGCUGUGGAGUCAGUUUUCAGUGUUCUUGCUAUCCAAGAUAAUGUUAUGCCGCCUACCAUCAACCUUGAUCGUCUUGCUAAUGGCUUUGAUUGCAACUAUGCACCAAAGCAUGCGCAACAGAGGCAAAUUGACGUGGUCUUGACCAAUAGUUUUGGAUUUGGUGGAACAAACAGUAGUAAGCGCCACCCCGCCCAUUCAAAGCGUGACAAAGGGCAUGGCCUAGCCUUCACUUCGCUAGUUACAAAGAUAAGGAGACUAGUCAAGAAAAAUACUAAUCGACUCAAAUAA
This is a messenger RNA of Penicillium angulare, 1344 nucleotides long. RefSeq names its product putative beta-ketoacyl synthase (Cem1). Gene Ontology annotation, molecular function: 3-oxoacyl-[acyl-carrier-protein] synthase activity. Gene Ontology annotation, biological process: fatty acid biosynthetic process. Lineage: Eukaryota; Fungi; Ascomycota; Eurotiomycetes; Eurotiales; Aspergillaceae. Bases 1 to 1344 code for a protein of 447 amino acids. The transcript is spliced from 8 exons. The record is from RefSeq and is a predicted model, not a curated record.